This is a messenger RNA of Phytophthora nicotianae INRA-310, 798 nucleotides long. RefSeq lists its product as hypothetical. The transcript has a single exon. Lineage: Eukaryota; Oomycota; Peronosporomycetes; Peronosporales; Peronosporaceae. The record is from RefSeq and is a predicted model, not a curated record. The coding region runs from base 1 to 798 and encodes 265 amino acids.
AUGCACGUGCUACAUCUCAUUUUGGCUAUUGUGGUCGCCUUGAUUUCUAUUAACAACGGUGUCGCAAUCGCUGCCAAGACGGUGUUGAGGUCGGAAUCAAACGACUACCCGGCGCUCAGAGACAGCAUAGCAAAUGGUGAGGCGGAGUCAGAGGAAAGAAGAGGAGUAGGAGGUGGUGGAAGAGGAGGUGGUGGACGUGGUGGAGGUGGACGUGGUAGAGGUGGGCGUGGAGGAGGUGGGCGUGGAAGAGGUGGGCGUGGAGGAGUAGCGUAUCGACCAGUAGCAGGAGGACAUGGGGGAUAUGCAGAAAAUGGAUGGGGUGAGUUUGUCCCUUUGCCUCCCGGUACUUACGAGGGUCCGGAAUUCGGAGGUCCACAUGGCGAUCCCUUCACAGAUGCGGCCUUGAUUAAGUCUGGACAAAAAGUGCUGUCUAUCAACCUUCGUGCGGGGGAACGCGUCGAUGCCGUCAUCCUCACCAUCGUGAAACCGUUUGGGGGAGAGAGGACAUUAUACCAUGGCGGUGAUGGUGGUGACAUGAAAAACCCUCUGACGUUAACUGAAGGUGAAUACAUCACUGUCAUGGAGGCGCAUGCGGGUGAUCACGAUGGCAGUACGCGUGUCAAGUACAUCAAGUUCACCACCAAUAAGGGGAAUUUUAUCGAAGGCGGCACGCGGACGGACAAGAAUGGAACGGACACUGCGAAGGAGGGCUAUCAGUUGGGUGGUUUCGUUGGCAGAAGCGGUGACGAGCUUGAUCUGGUCAGCGCCAUCUGGACAAGCAUUCAGCCGGUCGGGUAG